Molecule: messenger RNA, 1297 nt
Organism: Carlito syrichta (Philippine tarsier)
Lineage: Eukaryota; Metazoa; Chordata; Mammalia; Primates; Tarsiidae
Gene: METTL22
Product: methyltransferase like 22
Exons: 10
Coding region: 1-1218 (405 amino acids)
Biological process (GO): protein methylation
Cellular component (GO): nucleus
Molecular function (GO): protein methyltransferase activity
Source: RefSeq, a predicted model, not a curated record
AUGGUGCAGCUGCCACCCACCCCAGCCAUGGACGAGGUCACCUUUAGAAGUGACACUGUGCUGUCAGACGUCCACCUCUACACUCCGAACCACAGACACCUCAUGGUGCGGCUGAACAGCGUAGGGCAGCCCGUUUUCCUGUCCCAGUUCAAGCUUCUUUGGAGCCGAGACUCUUGGACAGACUCAGGGCCCAAGGGUGGCGAUCACAGAGAUGGUCAUACAGAGGCGCCGCCUCCUUCCAGGCCAGGCGGCACAGGGUCCCCUCCAGGACAUGGCCAAGGUAGUGAGGGUUUCUCCCUCCAGGCUGGGACUGACACCACUGGCCAGGAAGUGACAGGAGUUCAACUGGACGAGGACGGGGACCUGGACGUGGUGAGAAGACCACGAGCCACCUCUGAUGCCCACCCAGUGGGGCCCCCGAGAGACAAGGUACAUCCCGUGAUACUAACGCAGGAAGAAGACCUUGUCACGGGCAACGAAGCACGGGAGAGCAGCCCUCACAGUAUCAUCAGAAUAGAGCACACCAUGGCCACCCCCCUGGAGGAUGUUGGCAAACAGGUGUGGCGGGGCGCCCUGCUCCUGGCAGACUACAUCUUGUUCCAACGGGACCUCUUCCAAGGACGCACUGUGCUGGAGCUCGGGGCAGGCACGGGGCUCACUAGUAUCAUCGCAGCCACUGUGGCACAGACCGUGUAUUGCACAGAUGUCGGCACAGAUCUUUUGACCAUGUGCCAGCAAAACGUCACCCUCAACAGCCACCUGGCUGCCACUGAAGGUGGUGUCAUUAAGGUCAAGGAGCUGGAUUGGCUGAAGGAUGACCUCUGCACAGAUCCUGAAGUCCCCUUCAGCUGGUCAGAAGAGGAGAUUGCCGAGUUGUGUGAUCACACCACCAUGCUGCUCGCAGCUGAAGUGUUUUACGAUGACGACUUGACAGAUGCCCUGUUUAGAACACUCUCCCGCCUUGCCCACAGGCUGAAGAAUGCCUGCACCGCCAUCCUGUCGGUGGAGAAGAGGCUCAACUUCACACUGAGACACCUGGACGUCACAUGCGAAGCCUACGACCACUUUCGCUCAUGCCUGCGCGCACUGGAGCGGCUCAGGGAGGGCCGCCUGCGCUUCACGGUGGAGCCGGUGGAGGCCGCCUUCCCGCAGCUCCUGGCCUACGAGCGUAUCCCGCAGCUGGAGCUCUGGAAGAUCAUUGCAGAACCAGUAACGUGACCCAUCACCUCAACAAGACAUGGCAUCUGGACUGUUCUUAUAACACACUUCUAAUAAAAGCAAAAGCUCCCCAAAGUGA